UAUUUAUGUUCUUGUACACAUUCAUAGGACUCACAAAUGGUAUGAACCCGACUGGUGGAAAUUCGGUGAUGCAAAAUCAUACUUUCGGCAUGCUUCAGACGAAAUAUAUGCUAUUUCAAGAGCUUUGGCUCAGUUUAUCUCCAUUAAUAAAGUCUCAACACCUUUUUCGGCCUAAACCGAACCAAGUUGAUCAUAAUUUGCCUCUUUGCAGGUCUAUUCUUCGGAUAUAUGCCCACGAUGAUGUGAGUGCAGGAUCAUGGUUUAUCGGACUCGAUGUUAAGCAUGUUGAUGAGAGCAAGUUUUGCUGUUCUCCGUCGUCUACAGGUUCGAUAUGUGCCACGGUAUAAUAUCAACUAACUAGAUGUAUUUCAACACUACUGGUUAUAU
Messenger RNA from Hibiscus syriacus, 387 nucleotides. RefSeq lists its product as uncharacterized. The coding region runs from base 6 to 347 and encodes 113 amino acids. The record is from RefSeq and is a predicted model, not a curated record. NCBI's taxonomy places the organism in Eukaryota, Viridiplantae, Streptophyta, Magnoliopsida, Malvales, Malvaceae. The transcript is spliced from 3 exons.